Eucalyptus grandis is the source of this 4013-nucleotide messenger RNA. RefSeq names its product RNA-dependent RNA polymerase 1. Gene Ontology annotation, molecular function: RNA-directed RNA polymerase activity. Gene Ontology annotation, biological process: siRNA processing. NCBI's taxonomy places the organism in Eukaryota, Viridiplantae, Streptophyta, Magnoliopsida, Myrtales, Myrtaceae. Gene Ontology annotation, cellular component: nuclear RNA-directed RNA polymerase complex. The record is from RefSeq and is a predicted model, not a curated record.
CUCUCUCUCUCUUCCCCCACCUCUAUAUCAAAUGCAGAAGAGCAGGAGCGACUGAGCGUGAGUGAGAGAGAGAGAGAGAGUGAUUGAUUGACUUUUUAGUGCAGUGUGGUGUUGUUGACUAAGGGGUUGACUCGCGGUGGACGUCGGCGGAGGAGACGCUGCUCCGUCUUCUUUCCUGGGGCACUUUCCUUUUCUACUACACUCUGUGUCGCCGCAGAGACAGACCCUUCUUGCUUCCCUGCUCGGCGAGCUCUCAGAGUACGGCAAACUUCAUGCUUGGAGUUGAAUGUUGCAUGUGCUUUUCAAAGGCCCUUGGCUGGCAUUCUUCUGUCAUUCCUGGUGAUGCCCUUGAUAUGGUGUAACAGAGUGCUAUAAAGUUUGCAUCAGUUAAAUGGGUAAGACUAUAAAUGUACACGGAUUCCCUUCAUUAGUGACUGUAGAUACAGUCAGGGGAUGCCUGGAGCAAAGGACUGGCAGAGGUACUAUUUAUGCCAUCAAAGUUAGACAGGAUAAACGUGGGGUUCGAUCAUAUGCGAUUGUCCAAUUUAUGAACGCUGAACAUGCAGAGUUGAUUAUUUUACUUGCUAGUCGAAAAGAUUUGUGGUAUGGGCGAUCUUAUCUAACUGCUCGCAGGGUUGAGCAUGAUAUUGUACAAAGGCCAAGAACCCUUUUGCAUUCAAUGGAAGGUAUCACUUUGCAUUUUGGCUGUCAGGUAUCAAGUAAAAGGUUCUCUACUCUGUGGAAAGGGGUGAAUGUCUCCCUAAAUUUUGGGAUUGGGAUGAGAAAAUUCUGCUUCCUUUUAUCUUAUUACAAUACGGAGUAUAAGCUCGAGUUAUCCUAUGAAAAUAUUUGGCAGAUCGAGCUACAUCGUGCAAGAGGCCAUAAAACAAUGUAUCUUGUGAUUCAGCUGUACGGGGCUCCCUAUAUUCGUAAAAAAGUUGUUCAGGAUUCAGUGGAUGUUUUGGUCAGUUAUCUCUACAAUUUUUUCAAAGAUGGCUCUGAUGACCAGUGGGUGAGAGCAAUUGAUUUUACUCCCUCAGCUUGCAUUGGACAGUCUUCUGCUGUAUGUUUAGAAAUUCCUUGUGAAUAUCCACUUCCAAAUUUUCAUGAGAACUUUGUCAAUUAUAAGGAAACCGAUGGAACGUUUUCUAUGGAAAAUGGUUCUCCUUUCUCCUGCAGUGCGGAUCUAGUUCCAAUCGUAGGCCCUCCCAGAGGAGUUGACUUGCCUUAUGAGAUCAUCUUUAAGAUAAAUUUGUUAGUUCAGAAUGGCUGUCUAGCUGGACCUUCUCUUGAUUUGUCCUUUUAUCAAAUGGUUGAUCCAUGGAGGAUGGACAUGGACAUAAUCCUAGAUGCCUUGGACAAGCUGUUCCAUUUGAAAGAAUGUUGUUAUGAGCCUUCACAGUGGCUGAUUAAGCAGUACAAGAAAUAUCUCACCUCCCGGCAUUCUACGAAACAGUCUUCAAUAUCGUUAGAUGCUGGCUUGGUUUAUGUACAUAGGGUGCAAAUAACACCAUGUAGGGUGUAUUUUUUUGGUCCAGAAAUUAAUGUCUCAAAUCAUGUAUUGCGGAGUUAUUCUGAGUACAUUGACAAUUUUAUCCGUAUUUCUUUUGUGGAUGAGGACCUGGAUAAAAUGUAUUCAACUGAUUUAUCUCCUCGCACUGCUUCGGGACAUGGGAGAACGGAUAUAUAUGAAAGGAUCCUUUCUAUUCUCAAGAAUGGCAUAAAAAUAGGUGAUAAGCAUUUUGAAUUUCUUGCCUUCUCAUCCAGUCAGUUACGCGAAAAUUCUGCUUGGAUGUUUGCUCCAACAGAUGGUACAACUGCUGCAACUAUUAGGGCAGAUAGGGGUAAAUUCAGUGCAAUAAGAAAUGUGGCAAAAUAUGCCGCGAGACUUGGCCAAUCCUUGAGUUCAUCUACCGAAACUCUCAAUGUAGGUGAAGAUGAAGUUGAACUCAUUCCGGAUAUUGAAGUCAAGUCACUUGUUGAGGAUAUGAAUUAUAUCUUUUCUGAUGGAAUUGGGAAGAUAUCUGGAGAGUUCGCUCGGAAAGUUGCAAGAAAAUGUGGCUUCAAGGGCUAUACUCCUUCCGCGUUUCAAAUUCGCUAUGCUGGAUAUAAAGGUGUUGUAGCGGUUGAUCCAACGUCAUGUGUUAAACUAUCACUCAGAAAGAGCAUGUUAAAGUAUGAAUCAGAUGAGACAAAGCUAAAUGUCUUGGGAUGGAGCAAAUAUCAGCCUUGCUUUCUUAAUCGCCAGUUGAUCACUCUUCUAUCAACACUUGGCGUUCGAGAUCACGUGUUCGAGAAAAAACAAAAUGCUGUAGAUCAGCUAAAUGCCAUUUUAGUUGAUCCCCUACGAGCACAAGAGGCUCUAGAUUUAAUGUCCCCGGGGGAGAAUGGUAACAUUCUCAAAGAAAUGCUAAAGUGUGGUUAUAAGCCUGAUGCUGAGCCUUUUCUAUCGAUGAUGCUGCGAACAUUCAGAGCAACAAAAUUGUCUGAAUUGCGGACAAAAACGAGGAUAUUUCUUCCUGAAGGAAGAUCAAUGAUGGGAUGCCUUGACGAAACCCAAAGUUUGGAAUAUGGCCAGGUGUUUGUGCAGUAUUCCGGUAGAAGAAAACAACAGAUGUGGGAUGAGUCAAUUGUGUUCAUUGGUACUGACUCAGAUCAAAGCUUUGUUGUACAGGGAAAAGUAGUUGUUGCCAAGAAUCCUUGCUUACAUCCAGGUGAUGUGCGUGUUCUAACUGCUAUAGAUGUGCCAGCUUUACAUCAUAUGGUGGAUUGUGUUGUUUUUCCACAGAAGGGAAAAAGGCCUCAUCCAAAUGAGUGUUCAGGGAGUGAUUUGGACGGAGAUAUCUACUUUGUCUCCUGGGACUCAGAAUUAAUUCCGCAUCACCAGAGACAACCUAUGGAUUACACGCCUGCCCCAAGUGAGAGGUUAGAUCAUGAUGUCACAAUUGAGGAAGUGGAGGAGUACUUUGUAAAUUACAUACUUAAUGACAGCCUUGGAAUUAUUGCCAAUGCCCACACCGUCUUUGCAGAUAGUCAGCCUGAAAAGGCCAUGCCUGAAUGUUUAGACCUUGCCAGACUUUUCUCUAUUGCGGUUGACUUCCCAAAAACUGGUGUACCUGCUGUGAUACCUCCUAAUCUGUAUGUCAAGGAAUACCCAGACUUCAUGGAGAAGCUUGACAAGUCCAGCUACCCAUCCAAUAACGUGAUUGGAAAGCUUUUCCGGGAAGUCAAAGAGGAAGCAUAUGCAUCAAGCUCUAUUCGGAAGUUCACACUGGAAAUGGCGAGGCAAUCUUAUGACCCAGAGAUGGAAGUGGACGGAUUUGAGGAUUAUGUCGAUGACGCUUUCUAUCACAAGGGUAAUUAUGAUUACAAGCUGGGGAAUCUGAUGGAGUAUUAUGGGAUUGACACAGAGGCUGAAAUACUUAGUGGCUGCAUAAUAAAAAUGUCCAAAUCUUUCACCAAGAGGAGGGACGCUGAAUCCAUCACUAUGGCAGUAAAAUCCCUGAGAAAGGAAGCUCGGACCUGGUUUAAUGAUAAGGGAAGUGGUUCGUAUUCUGAGCCCGUUGAUGAAUAUGCAAAAGCAUCUGCGUGGUAUCAUGUCACGUAUCAUCCGGAGUAUUGGGGUUGCUACAACGAGGGUUUAAAACGAGAUCAUUAUCUUAGCUUUCCUUGGUGUGUAUAUGAUAAACUAAUCCAAAUUAAGAAGGAAAAACGAGGUAGGAUGACUGCUCGUAAGUCCACUCUUGAAGACUACUUCACCCGAUUGCGUCUGAAUUGAGAAAGCCAACUUGGAUAUUUUCUCAGUUGAAGAAACCGAAGUUGUUGUAUUUGGGUCUUCUGCAAAUGUGUAGGCAACGGUACUCCUAAAUUCCUGCUGUUUGUGUAGCGAAGCUUAAAUAACAUUCUGACUGCUAUUUGUGUGUGCAUUACAUCUUUUUGUACAUAAUGGUAAUGUCAAACGGCUGUUCACUGUCUAUAGUCUUUCUGAAUUGGAAUUUCCGUAUCGCGAUAAA